CACGUCAAAUUUGUUAGGGAUUUUCUUUUUGAUAUUUCACUGACUUGACUUCUGUUUAAUUAAUUGGUGGCCAAAAAUUAAAUUAGAAUUCUAUCAUCCGGAUGGAUUUUCUUAAAAGUGGAAUAAAAACCGUCCUCGGGACUUCGGAGCCAGGUGAACAGCCCAGUGCUGCAGAUACUGUGGAGAAGCUUGUGGAUCGAGUGACGUCGUCGACUCUGCUAGAAGAUCGUCGGGAUGCCUGUCGUGCAUUGAAAGCACUUUCUCGCAAAUUUCGCAUCGAAGUUGGCGCGCAGGGUAUGCCCGCUCUCAUUCAAGUGCUGCAGAACGAUUGCCAAGAUAGUGAAAUCAUCAGCUAUGCCCUCGACACACUGUGCAAUAUUAUGUCUUCGAGUGAAUUCGAAGAGGAAGCAGACAAUCCGACUGUGACGGUAAAUGUAGGCGAGCAGUUCACAGAAAUGUUCAUCAAAAAAGCCGAUAACGUCACUCUGGUGAUGGGCUAUCUGGAAGAGUAUGACUUUAGGGUGCGGCGCGCUGCUAUUCAGCUGAUCACUAUUCUCAUAACGAACAAGACGAGGGCAUUGCAGGAAAUAAUUAUUGUGAGUCCAAUGGGAGUUUCAAAGCUGAUGGACUUGCUCACUGACAGUCGGGAGGUUAUACGCAAUGACGCACUCCUAUUGCUCAUUCAACUUACUAAAGGUCAUUCCAACAUUCAGAAAAUCGUAGCAUUCGAAAGUGCUUUCGAUAAGCUUUUUGAAAUAGUCAGCGAGGAAGGCUGCUCUGAUGGAGGAAUCGUAGUCGAAGACUGUCUUAUUUUAAUGUUAAAUCUUCUUAAGAACAAUUCCAGUAACCAGCAGUUCUUCAAAGAGGGCAGUUACAUUCAAAAACUUGCUCCAAUGUUCACCAUUCCCCCUGAAAUAGAAGAAAUCGGUUGGAGUCCGCAGAAAGUUUCCAACAUUCAUUGUAUGCUCCAAGUUGUUCGAGCCUUAGUCACUCCAAGUAAUCAACACCAAGUGAUAGCAUCGUGUCAGAAAGCAAUGCGUUCAUCGCGAUUACUGUUUUCUCUAUGCAAUAUUCUUAUGAGUAGUGGCGUACCUGCAGAUAUUCUCACCGAGACCAUAAAUACUGUUGCGGAAGUUGUUCGUGGUGAUAGCAACAAUCAGGAGGACCUGAGUAAGGUUCUGGCCCCCAGUAAUCCUCCACGGCCGGCUAUUGUGGUGCUCCUGAUGUCUAUGGUCAACGAAAAGCAACCGCUUGCUCUGCGCUGUGCUGUGCUCUACUGCUUCCAAUGUUUUCUUUAUAAAAAUGAACCCGGUCAAACUGCGGUCAUACAAACCCUUCUCCCAUCGAGUACUGAGGUUUCAAGUCUCACCACUGGCCAACUACUGUGUGGUGGUCUUUUUAGCAUCGAUCCAUUGGCAAAUUGGUUUUCGGCAACUGCUCUGAUGCACGGACUAGUGGAUAACGCCACACAAAAGGAAGAACUGCUGCGUGUUCUGCUCGCCACCGCAGCUGGCAGUCAACCGAUUUCGCUCCUUGAACAAUGUACGAAUCUUUUACAGAAAGAAAGCUACAAACUACAGAGCAAAGUCGGUCUGUUGAUGCUUCUGAGUGUUUGGCUGAAUAAUUGCCCAGCCGCGGUCAAGGCACUCAUCUCAACUCCUGGAUGUGUGGCAUAUUUGAUAGCUAAAGUUUGCGCUAAUGAACACGACGAGAACGAGUAUUUGGUGCAAGGACUGUGUGCUUUCCUUCUGGGGCUGUGUAUUCAAUUCAAUGACAACUCUGCGCCAAACAACAAACGAGAAGAUAUUUGUCAGCUCAUCAUAAAGAGAAUAGGGCAGGAGACGUUCUGUACAAAACUGAGUGAUGUUUCAAGACAUGAAGCCUACAGUCGUGCAUCGAAAGCUCCUCAAAUCCGUGCAAAAACUUCAUCAGACCUAUUUUUAGACUAUGAGUACUGCAAAAUGCAUAAAUCCCUCGAAGUGUCGAUAGUGAAGCUUAUUGGUGGUUUUGACGUCAACGGAACUGAUUUGACAGAGUUGACGUUAAGCUCAGAAGCAUCUGAACUCGUAGCCCAAUACAAGGGCAUCAUUCGGGGACUAGAUAUAGAAAUCUGCACUCUUAAGGACACCGUUCGUCAUUUAGAAGCACGUAACGAUGAGUUGGAAAAAUCUCUUUCACAAGUUCAGGCAACCAAUACACAGCUCUCAGACCAGAAUGUCCUAUUAAGAGCCCAAUUAGCUGCUGUUGCCGGACCAAACUCAUCUUUAGAACCAUUAAAAGCAACAGGAUCGGAAACCCGAACAGGUGUUUCGGAUGAAGUUCAUUUAGAAAAUUUACGUUUAGCUAAGGAAAUAGAAUCACUAAGAGAAAAACUGUCUGAGGAAAUGCGACGUUCGUCUAGCUUCGCAGAUGAUUUGUCCAAACUUCAUAAGGACCAAGAAGAUUUGUUGGAACUUUUAACAGAUCAAGAAAAUAAAAUAACAAAAUAUGCUGGGCAACUUAAGUCUGUUGGAAUCGAGGUUGAAGAAGACGGCGAUGUUAGUGAAGAAAAAUCCGAUAGUCAUGGGCAAAUUAUUUAAUCACAUCUUUUUUUUUAAAUUAAUUAAUUAAUUAUGUAUAUAUACAAUUUUAAAAGAAUAUAAUUAAAAAUUCUCGUUA
Eupeodes corollae is the source of this 2658-nucleotide messenger RNA. It is a transcript of the gene p115, whose product is annotated as general vesicular transport factor p115. Gene Ontology annotation, biological process: endoplasmic reticulum to Golgi vesicle-mediated transport; intracellular protein transport; vesicle fusion with Golgi apparatus. Gene Ontology annotation, cellular component: Golgi membrane; Golgi stack; endoplasmic reticulum. Gene Ontology annotation, molecular function: protein binding. The record is from RefSeq and is a predicted model, not a curated record. Lineage: Eukaryota; Metazoa; Arthropoda; Insecta; Diptera; Syrphidae. The transcript is spliced from 5 exons. Bases 102 to 2579 code for a protein of 825 amino acids.